AUGAGUCGUCGCCGAGGGUUUUGCGGUUGCUGCACCGCGUUGCGCCCGCAUUACAAACGCCUCGUUGACGACAUUUUCCCGCCGAGCGCAGACAUGGGACUACAGAAGAACAACAUGGAAAAGCUAACUUUUUACGCAUUGUCAUCCCCCGAGAAGUUGGACCGCAUCGGAGAGUAUAUCGCUCUUCGGUUGAUGCGGGAUCUCGGCAGACGCCGCCCAGGCUUCGUUGAGAUCGCCAUGGAUGCCAUGGACCAACUUUUAGUCGCCUGCCACGCCCAGUCUCUGAACCUUUUCGUGGAAAGCUUCCUCAAGACAGUGCAGAAACUUCUGGAAAGCCCGGAUCCGCGGAUGCAAAUCCGCGCUAGUCAGUCUUUCGUCAAGUUCGCCAACAUCAAAGAAGACACGCCGUCGUAUCACUUGCGUUAUGAUUUUCUGGUCAGCAAGUUCUCGGCCAUGUGUCACGAUGGUAACCUGGACAACGAAGUGCGGAUGAACAUCCGGAUGGCCGGACUACGGGGACUCCAGGGUGUCGUCCGGAAAACCGUGGGCGAUGACCUCUUGGAGUCCAUCUGGGAGCCGAAUCACAUGAACAAGAUCGUGCCUUCCUUAGUCUACAACAUGCAAACCGGUGUGUCUUACGGUCGGUCCGGUGAAUCCGCAUCUGGACAGUCUGCUAUACAGAUGGAUUCGCGAAUGGACCGAGAUGCGAAAUCUUCGGAAGAGCUGGAAGGUGAAACGCCGGAGUCGCUUGCUGAGGUUUGCUUGCGCGAGUUGGCUGGAAGAGCUCCGUAUGGGAAACUAGAGACGGUCCUUUCUGCGGUGCUCACUCAUAUGGAUAACCAUCGUCUGUGGGAUCCGAAUGAGUUCGCUGUACAGGUCUUCCGCGUCGUCAUGUUCUCGAUUCAGUCCAAGUAUUCGCAGUCGGUUAUCCAGGCUUUGAUUGCGCAUUUGGACAAGCAGACCAAGUCUGGUCCACGCUUGAGAACCGCGAUUGCGGACGUGAUCGCCAAGGUCAUAGCGAUUGCCGCCGGAGAAAGCGUGGGUCUGUCACCUUUGGAGAUCAUCAGCUCGCUUUUAACCCAGUUGAAGCGAGCUGUUUUGGCUGUGGAGCGAACGAAGGAGAUGAGUCCGUUUGGUGAAGGAAACGAAGAUGACGAGGAGACAGAUGCUGACGUUACGAACUUGCGAGGCUCCUUCCAUAACAAGGGUCAUUUACAUUUGCAAGAAGAACGUUACCAAGCGACACUCAUCAAUGCAUUGGGAGAGUACGCGAAUCAUUUGCCCGACUACCAAAAGAUCGAGGUGAUGAAAUUUGUGAUUGGGAAAAUCCCGGAACGGCUCCCGAAUUCUCGCGACUUGGCUGACGAAACUGCAAUGAAGGACGAAGAUGCCAACCUCCUGCUUCGGAAAAUACUCCUGAAAUCCAUGCUAAAAGUUGGCACGAAAUACAUCACGUUGCAGUUUUCGCAGACCUUCCAAAUGAACUUGUUGGAACCCUUGUUACGGAUGGCCGUUAGUCCCCACGCGGAAAUUCGGCUGCUGAUUCAGCACAUCAUGCAUACCCUGAUUGACCGACACGACAAUUUAACCAAGCUUCAGCAACUCACUAUUAACCCCGGGAAUUUGCAGUUGCGAGUGGAACAGUGCUCCAGUUCUGAUCUGCAAUUUUUCAAGAAACGGGGUCCAGAUAUGUUCUUAUGUCUCUAUGGUGCCUUGGAUCAAACGAACAAUACUGAGGAGAAUAUCAGAGCCGUCCACACAACAGUGGCCCUUAUCUGCAUCGAAAUGAAAGGUCCAGAGUCGCAAAUAGAAGCAUUGCGGUUCUUGUUCGGGGUUCAGGACGUGGCUGAAGAAAAGGAGCACGAGGUUAAAGACGGCAGACCUCGUUUGUCCGCUCUAGACAAACUCAAUCUACACGCGUUUGUGGCGAGCUCCAUGAACCUCUUGUCCCACAUGUCCGGGAUCGAGGAAUUCGUCGACUAUACGCAACACGUUACGCAGCGUCGUCUGGAUCAUUCCCCACUCAUGUUACCGCCUUUACGAAGCAGCACGUUAUUGACCAAAGACCGGGAAAUGUCCGGGGAUUUAUUGUUCGACCGUUCGGAAGUCAUUGGGAUUCUGCAGCGAGCCGAAGUUGACUCGAGCAAAUUGGAGCAACCGUAUCCAACGAAGGCCCCAAGUCAGCAUUCCUGGUUGGACAAGGGUCGCAGCAUGUCCCGCAAAGGAAGUCAGAAGAGGACCAGCGACGAUGCCGUUUCCGGAUCCGGUUCUGAAGACUUCAACGAAGGCGACAGCUUUGAAUCGUCUUCCCUGGGACGCAGCAAAAAGGUUUUCCAUCUCCCGGGACACAAGUCGCAAGAGGUUUCGUUUGAAGCGUUUAAGCGGCUCGUGAACGAGCCUUCGGAUGUUCACAAGGAGGCCGAGCUGGCCCGCGGACGGGAGAUUGCGAAAAUGUUUCAGAAUAUGACGUUCAACGAGUUGUUGUCGCGUCAGCCGUCGGUUGACGAUUUGCAGUGUCGCCUGGCGGAUAUUUUUCAGAGAAUCAAUGGGUCUUCGGCGUCCCACGAGAACUUGUUGGGUGUGGGUGGGUCCCCAAGGCGGGAAGUGAAUUCUGAAAUUGAGGUUCCGUUCCUGGCUGGAGAACUAGAAUUUCCGGAACUCUACGUGUACUAACCUCAUCUUUUCUUUCCUUCUUCUUCGUGGGAAAUCGAAGUUCGCGUGAGUUUACGAGGAGUUUCUGAUUCCCGCGCACAGUAUUAAAAAAAAAUCAAGAAAAUUACCACCAGUAGUUUAAAUUUUUCCGUUUUCGUUUGAUUCUUCUUUACACGUUGCUUCAAGUAUUGUCAUAUUAAUACCAAUUCAUCUGCUCUCUUAAUCCGAUAAUCCAAGCAUUCCAAGGACGUCUUUCUUCUUGUAGCUUGAAUCUCUGGACCUUGAAUAGCACUUGGAAAUCAUUGAAAUUUUGGGAGCAUCAGUGGAGAAGGUUUAGUUGAUUUUUUGUGACAUUUGGUUGCUCUGAAACCUAUCGUGUAAUAACAAAAGAUCUUCUACUAUGAAAUCAUUCACUGAUGCAAGAGGUAAGAAUAAAUAAACAAAAUGAAAAACGCGUGGAAAACAGAUAAAUUAUUCAGAUAAUCCUAGUAUUCCCUUUUCUACACACUGUAUCAAUAAUCCUUGGAAGCAUUCGCCCAUUUACGAGGUUGAGUCACGAAUGAAGUUGUGAAGGGUGCGGGCAUAUUUCUUAAAAUAUCUAUGCAGUAUUUGAAUUACGUUUUACGGUUAGGUACUGUAUUUUUAUAUUUAGAAGAUUUGACAAUGCAAAAUCAAAAAGAAUGUGUAUCAAUUAUUGUAUGUCAAACAUCUGACGAGUGUUCGAAUCAAUUUUGUAAUCCUUACUUCUCCGUUACAUUCUCCAUUUGACCCGUUUUCUCGCAUGCUUGGAUUCAUUUAGGUCCUCUUUGAUCCAAAAGGUUAGUUCAUGUUAAGAAUAUCGUGCAAUCAUUUCUGGUUAUCUAUAGAUACCCCCUGAAACAAAGAUACUGUAUUUAUCUCGCUGAUACACUGUAUCAUCUAUCUCGUCUGAACCAGCCUGAGGUAUGAGCCGCAGCUGCGCUAGAACUGUGCUGAUCGAGCAGAAGAUAACUUCUGCUAUCCGUGAUAGAUCGACUCCAUAUUUUGUUAUUGUUUUCGAAUAAGUAAGCAUUCAUAACGCGUAUGUGUCAAGAAAUUUGUUUUUUUUCGGUAGUGAGGAAAACCGGUGUUAAAAGGUUCCGUAUGGAGGCAAUUCGCCCAAAACUUGGGUGCUUUUUCAUCGAAAAUAGGGCUUCAAAAUGAUUUAAUUGUUGGAAUGCAAAGCUUGAAAUUGUUAUGGACUAUUCGCCAUUAAAAAAAUUUUAAAGUUGUUCGUCUGAAGGAAAAGCCGCUUCGAGGAAAAUGUUACUUAUUGCUGUAUGCGGGGUUUUCAAAAUUGUACCAUGCCAUGGAAAAGAUUUGUUUGAAACUUUUGAUUUUCAAAAACAUUCACGUACGAUGUUGCAGUUUAAUCUAAAAAAAAAAGAUGGGAAUCUUCGCUAGAGAUUUUAAUCUGGUUUUAUGGUCUUGAGUUUCAUAGAAAGCAAGGAAAAUGAAAUUUCUUCUCUGCAGAGUAAUCUUUUGUGGACUCCCUAAUGUACAAGUGUAAGCUGCUUUUGGGCUUUUAUUUCCCGCGACGCAGCACUGCAUUUUUUGCAUUGACGGCCUCCAAACCAGUGUCUAAUCGCAGUACACUUUUUAUGCUUAUCAUAUCGGGCUUAUUCAACUGUUAUGAGCCGAGGUGCAAUGUUGCCUGUUGGCGGAUUUUUUUCAUGAACGAUGGGCUUUGAUUUUAUUGAAUUUCUUGAAUUCAAUUGGUUUUUGAAUUUUUUGCGCGGGAGAAGAGGGCGCGUUUAUCAAUUGAAUUUUCGUUCGGUCAAAAUUUUGAGAAAAAGGUUCCGUAAUUGUUUUCAUUUUAUGUAUUCGUUUGCUCCAAAUUGCGUUGGAAUGGAUUUGAGGGUUUUGUGGGCGAUGUGCUGUAUUCAAUUUUGUCGAUGAUCGGUUGCACUCAUUUUCCUGCCUUUCUUGGGUUACCAGUUUGUUGAAAGGGAAAACGUCAACCUGGGUUUUCGGUAUCGA
Notodromas monacha is the source of this 4650-nucleotide messenger RNA. Lineage: Eukaryota; Metazoa; Arthropoda; Ostracoda; Podocopida; Cyprididae. The record is from the annotation of a GenBank genome assembly.